CACCCCGAGCCCACAGCCGGGAGGGAGCGUGCCUCCGCCGGGCGCCGCCGCUUCGAGGUUUUUUAGUGCUUCCUGAGCAUGAGUUCAGAAUGAAGCGGCGAUUGGAUGAGCAGGAGUCACCCGUGUACACGUCGCAGCAGAGACGUAUCACCAGCAGCACCGACGCUUUCCAGCACCAGCACCGUGUGCUCGCCCCGGCACCGCCGGUGUAUGAGGCAGUCUCAGAGACCAUGCAGUCUGCUACAGGGAUCCAAUACUCGGUAACUCCCAGCUACCAGGUGUCAGCCGUGCCACAGAGCUCAGGCAGCCACGGGCCGGCCCUGGCAGCGGUGCACAGCGGCCACCACCACGCCGCCCCGGUGCAGCCACAUGGCAGCCAGGUGGUGCAGAGCCACGCACACCCAGCCCCCCCGGCUGUGCCUGUGCAGGGCCAGCAGCAGUUCCAGAGGCUCAAGGUGGAGGAUGCCUUGUCAUACCUUGACCAGGUGAAGCUGCAGUUCGGCAGUCAGCCGCAGGUCUACAAUGACUUCUUGGAUAUUAUGAAGGAAUUCAAAUCUCAGAGCAUUGACACUCCAGGAGUGAUCAGCCGCGUAUCGCAGCUCUUCAAGGGCCACCCAGACUUGAUUAUGGGUUUCAACACCUUCUUGCCUCCUGGCUACAAGAUCGAGGUGCAGACAAACGAUAUGGUGAACGUGACGACCCCGGGGCAGGUUCACCAGAUCCCCACUCAUGGCCUGCAGCCCCAGCCACAGCCCCAACCCCAGCAUCAGUCGCAACCUUCAGCUCAAUCGACCCCAACACCAGCACAGCCGGCGCCGCAGCCACCGCCUGCCAAAAUCAGCAAGCCAUCACAGCUGCAGGCACACACACCUGCCAGCCAGCAGACCCCCCCAAUUCCACCAUAUGCGUCCCCACGCUCACCACCAGUGCAGCCUCACACACCCGUGACAAUCUCUCUGGGAACCACACCAUCCCUGCAGAACAAUCAGCCCGUCGAGUUUAAUCACGCCAUCAACUAUGUCAACAAGAUCAAGAACCGCUUCCAGGGACAGCCAGACAUCUACAAAGCCUUCCUGGAGAUCCUCCAUACGUAUCAGAAAGAGCAGCGCAAUGCCAAGGAGGCAGGGGGCAACUACACACCAGCACUGACGGAGCAGGAGGUGUAUGCACAGGUGGCUCGCCUCUUCAAGAACCAGGAGGAUCUGCUCUCAGAGUUUGGGCAGUUUCUGCCAGAUGCCAACAGCUCGGUGCUGUUAAGCAAGACGACUGCAGAGAAAGUGGAGUCGGUGAGAAACGAUCAUGGAGGCACAGUGAAGAAGCCACAGCUCAACAACAAGCAGCAGAGACCCAACCAGAAUGGCUGUCAGAUCCGGCGGCACUCAGGAGCAGGGACAACCCCUCCAGUGAAGAAAAAACCAAAGCUGCUUGGUUUAAAAGACCAGUCCUUGGCAGAAGCCAGCAAGCAUGGCGUGGGGACAGAAUCUCUGUUCUUUGAGAAGGUCCGCAAAGCUCUGCGAAGCACAGAGGCAUAUGAAAACUUCCUUCGGUGCCUGGUUAUUUUCAACCAGGAGGUGAUCUCCCGUGCAGAGCUGGUGCAGCUAGUUUCCCCAUUCCUGGGGAAAUUCCCCGAACUGUUCACUUGGUUUAAAAACUUUCUGGGCUACAAGGAGUCCGUUCACAUGGAGACUUAUCCCAAGGAACGGGCCACUGAAGGGAUUGCCAUGGAGAUAGACUAUGCCUCCUGUAAAAGGCUGGGCUCCAGCUACCGAGCCUUGCCCAAGAGCUACCAGCAGCCCAAAUGCACGGGGCGGACACCGCUGUGUAAAGAGGUUUUGAAUGACACCUGGGUCUCCUUCCCUUCCUGGUCUGAAGACUCAACUUUUGUGAGCUCCAAGAAGACACAAUACGAAGAGCACAUCUACAGGUGUGAGGAUGAGCGUUUUGAGCUGGACGUCGUCUUGGAGACCAACCUGGCAACGAUCCGCGUCCUUGAGGCCAUCCAAAAGAAACUCUCACGUUUGUCUGCUGAGGAGCAGGCCAAGUUCCGCCUGGACAACACCCUGGGAGGCACCUCGGAGGUGAUCCACCGCAAGGCCCUGCAGAGGAUAUAUGCAGACAAAGCAGCUGACAUCAUUGAUGGGCUCCGGAAGAACCCAUCUGUUGCUGUUCCCAUCGUCCUGAAAAGGUUAAAGAUGAAAGAGGAGGAGUGGCGAGAAGCCCAGAGAGGAUUUAAUAAAGUCUGGCGAGAGCAGAAUGAGAAGUAUUACCUGAAGUCCUUGGACCACCAGGGCAUCAACUUCAAGCAGAACGACACCAAGGUCCUGAGGUCAAAGAGUCUCCUCAAUGAGAUUGAAAGCAUCUAUGAUGAGAGGCAAGAGCAGGCUUCAGAAGACAACGCUGGGGUUCCCACAGGCCCGCACCUCUCGUUAGCCUAUGAAGACAAGCAGAUCCUGGAGGACGCUGCUUCCCUCAUCAUCCACCACGUGAAGCGGCAGACGGGAAUCCAGAAAGAGGACAAGUACAAAAUCAAGCAGAUCAUGUACCACUUCAUUCCAGACCUGCUGUUUGCCCAGCGAGGUGAACUCUCAGACGUGGAAGAGGAGGAAGAAGAGGAAAUGGACGUGGAUGAAGCUACCGGAGCUGCAAAAAAGCACAACGGUGUGGGGGGCAGUCCUCCCAAAACCAAGCUGAUGUUCAACAACACGACGGCCCAGAAGCUGCGGGGCAUGGAUGAGGUCUACAACCUCUUCUACGUGAACAGCAACUGGUACAUCUUCAUGAGGCUGCAUCAGAUCCUGUGCUUGCGGCUGCUGCGGAUCUGCACCCAGGCCGAGCGGCAGAUCGAAGAGGAGACACGGGAGAGGGAGUGGGAGAGGGAAGUGCUGGGCAUCAAGCGAGACAAGAGCGACAGCCCCGCCAUCCAGCUGAGGCUGAAGGAGCCAAUGGACAUCGAUGUGGAGGAUUACUACCCAGCAUUCCUGGACAUGGUGCGUAACCUGCUGGAUGGGAACAUGGACUCGUCGCAGUACGAGGACUCCCUGCGUGAGAUGUUCACCAUUCAUGCCUACAUUGCCUUCACCAUGGACAAGCUGAUCCAGAGCAUCGUGCGGCAGCUCCAGCACAUAGUGAGCGAUGAGAUCUGCGUGCAGGUCACAGACCUCUACCUGUCAGAAAACAACAACGGGGCCACAGGAGGCCUCCUGGCUUCACAGUCCUCUCGGAACCUUCUGGAGGCCACCUACCAGCGCAAAGCUGAGCAGCUCAUGUCGGAGGAGAACUGCUUCAAGCUGAUGUUCAUCCAGAGCAGAGGCCAGGUUCAGUUAACCAUUGAACUGCUGGACACAGAGGAGGAGAACUCUGAUGACCCUGUAGAAGCAGAGCGCUGGUCAGACUACGUGGAGCGGUACGUCAACUCUGACUCUACCUCCCCUGAGCUCCGGGAGCACCUGGCCCAGAAACCUGUUUUCCUGCCCAGGAAUCUGAGGCGGAUCCGUAAGUGUCAGCGUGGUCGGGAGCAGCAGGAGAAGGAAGGGAAGGAGGGAAACAGUAAGAAGUCCAUGGAGAACGUGGAGAGCUUGGACAAGCUGGAGUGUAAAUUCAAACUGAACUCCUAUAAGAUGGUGUACGUGAUCAAAUCGGAGGAUUACAUGUACAGGAGGACUGCUCUGCUGCGAGCUCAGCAGUCCCAUGAAAGAGUGAGCAAGCGGCUGCACCAGAGGUUCCAGGCCUGGGUGGACAAAUGGACCAAGGAGCACGUCACCCGCGAGAUGGCAGCCGAGACGAGCAAGUGGCUAAUGGGCGAAGGGUUGGAGGGCUUGGUGCCCUGCACCACCACCUGUGACACAGAGACCCUGCACUUUGUGAGCAUUAACAAGUACCGCGUCAAAUACGGCACAAUAUUCAAGACACCGUAAAUGCCCUGGGCCAGGGAAGAUCCCGGGAGAUGUGUGUGUGUGCGUGCGCAUCAAGGAAACGAGGAAGAUGCCUUUCUCCCCUCACUGUGUAUCUCCGUAACGUGGCCACUUGAUUAGUGUGUGGCUGGUACAAGCUGUCACCAGCGGGAUUCUCUGUAGGAACACGGGUGUCCCAGCACCUGCUGGGCGCCCUGCCCGCCGGCCCUUGGACUUCAGCAUGCACCCCACAGGGAAGGACCCUCCUGAACUUGAGCGGUCCUGGAGAGACGCAACGAGCUCAUACGCACCAGCAGUGUUGAGGCUUUAUUCCCCGGUGGCCUGAGCAGCGAGGGAGGAGAAAUGGAGGAGGCUCUCCACCGCCUGACCGCCUCGGUGGUCUUCAGAUUCCUUGCUUGGAUGUGUCCCGCAGCCCAGAGGCGCUGGGCUCCCCUGCGGGCCCCCGGACCCUCGGUUCCCUCCCUUCCCUCCCCUCCCUCCCAUGCUGGACUCAACCAGUGCAGAUUGGUCUGUCCUUUCUAGUGCCAGUGGAACUGUUUUUUUGUACCUGCUUGUUUACUAGUCUCUCCUAGUGCCAUGCACCAGCUUUUCACACACAUGUACGUACACACACACACAACAGAGAACAACACAAUUUUAACAUGUUCCCCUCCUUUUUUGUAAAUAAAUGUACAAAUUGUCAA
Messenger RNA from Centrocercus urophasianus (Greater sage-grouse), 4594 nucleotides. It is a transcript of the gene SIN3A, whose product is annotated as SIN3 transcription regulator family member A. NCBI's taxonomy places the organism in Eukaryota, Metazoa, Chordata, Aves, Galliformes, Phasianidae. The coding region runs from base 90 to 3914 and encodes 1274 amino acids. The record is from RefSeq and is a predicted model, not a curated record. Gene Ontology annotation, cellular component: chromatin. The transcript has 21 exons. Gene Ontology annotation, biological process: negative regulation of transcription by RNA polymerase II. Gene Ontology annotation, molecular function: transcription corepressor activity.